AUGUUGAAACAGCCUAGGUGUUCUGUUUUCUUCAAUCGUAGUCGCUUCUUCAGGUUACCAAUUAUUUUCCUGUUGCUAGCAGUUCUUUUAGCCGUGGCUACCUCUUAUGCCGAGAAUGACAUUUACCCUUUGUCACCCAAUCAACAACACCGGACGACAUCCAACAUCAUCGCCCAUCACUCCUUUACCCCGCCGCUCCUCCAGCAUUAUUAUGGUGAGAGUGAGGUCCCUUACUGGAAGUUUUCGGGAUCGACGGUCAUCACUGAUUCCUAUAUUCGCCUGACUACCCACAAUGCGGGUGAGAUCGGACAUUUUUGGAAUAGGGAACCGGUCGAUAUGGACGCGUUUGAGAUCGUCCUAGGGUUUAAUGUGUUUUCGUCUUACAAAGCUACGAGGCAUUUUACCGAUGGCUUUGCACUUUGGAUCACCACGAACAAGCCGGAACGUGGUGGACCUAUUCUAGGUCAUCCCAUGUCCUUUGUUGGUAUCGGUAUCCUUUUCGACGAUUUUGACAACGACAGAAAGGGUGAUAACCCCAAAAUUCUUCUGUUGCACAAUCGCAACGAAAAUGAAAGGGAUCGGCUGUAUUCACCAGAACAAGACUUCCACGGCGAGUACAAGGGUUUCUGUAACUUCGACUACACUAAGCUAUCCGGGUCAGGUUUUGCUACCGCGCGGAUACGCUACAACAAAGGUGAUUUGCAGGUGUUUCUCUCGGGUAAUGACGAGAAAGACGAACAGUUGUGUUUCAAUUUACAGAACAUCAAACUGAGCACCCCCGAAAAUCCUUAUUAUAUUGGUCUGACCGCACAGGCAGGAUCUAUACCCUGCAAUCAUGAUAUCGUAUUUUUACAUCUCUCGUCUCUUGAAGGCGCCCAUUACGAUUCCGAUAUUUAUAAACCCUUGAAUGAAGCGGAAGAAUUAUUGCUAGAUCAAAAUUCCUACGUGUCCCAAAGGAAUACACGAAGGGAGCCAUCGCCACUACCUCAAAAGCAGCAGCCUAGCCAGACGGAUACUCAUGAUAAUUCUGACAACUCAGAUAACGAGCGUUUGAAAGAACUUGAGCGUGAGUUGGAAGAGCUCCGCCGUGUUCAUAGAGGACUGUAA
Molecule: messenger RNA, 1107 nt
Organism: Phytomonas sp. Hart1
Lineage: Eukaryota; Euglenozoa; Kinetoplastea; Trypanosomatida; Trypanosomatidae
Source: the annotation of a GenBank genome assembly